CAUUCCGCCAUCCCUAAUCGUGCAUUUUAUCAACAAUUGCUUGAUAAACAAAGUUUUUUUUUUGCUUUGCUGUUGUCUUCUCUGGCUAAGACAGUUAAUCCAUUUGCCGAACAAAGUUUACAGAAAAAUGCAUCGAAAUCAUUUUGAACGUGAGCCUGAUUUUACUGAUCCUGUAGGUACAUUAAUUUUAACAGCUGCCAAUGAAGCUACCGAACAAGAGCUCGAUUCGGAAAACUAUCUUCGAAUGCCAAUUCACCGGAAAGUGUACACUGAUGCCGAUUUGUGUCCGACGGAAAAGGAUCCACGUUGCGAACCAGACUGGCCAUUGGCUUGCUACUGGCCUGUUUAUGUGAGCAACUUCCGGGUUAUUGCGUUUGCUGAUUGGUACAAACAUAUCUUUCAAUACUUCGCAUACAAAGGCCUAUUGGUGAAAACAGCUUUACUUCGUGGUCCAUCCGAUAAGCAUUUCAAAGUAGUUCAGAAAGAAUUCUCCAUCAUUGACACGUUGGUUUAUUUUACCAGCAAGGAGGAUGCCGAAAAUGCGAUUAGGUAUUGCCACCGUGAAAUCUACUACGGACAUCGGUUGAACGUUCUGUCCGGCAGAGAUGCCGAUUAUUUCGAUAACGAUCGGAGCCUCCGAGUGAAGCAGCUAGCCAAAUCUAGUUUCUACAAAACAGACUAUUAUUAUGAGCAAACACUCUCGAAAUUCGGCAAAGUCGAACUGGUGGUCCAGCAUAGCGCCAGUGAGUUCCUGGUUCAAUUUAUCAAUAAAGCUGCUAUGAUAUCGGCCCUAUGUAAAGUUGCCUGGAUGGUACCGAGUCCACUUACCGGACGUAUUCGUAAACAGCGCUAUCUCGAGAAGGAUGUACGGGCGCAACUGAUUAAUAAAAUUCAUUAUGAAGAGUUCUUGGAGAUCAAACCCGAAAAGCACAUACUGCGGGCCUUAUUGAAAGGGGAAAUUCCGCCGUGCGGCCUCGACUGGCAGGGUCACACGGAACCGAUGCUCUCGCGUAGACAACUCGCAAUGAAAAACAAAACCAAAAAAUUUCUGGCAAAAGCGGACCAGCAGAAAAAACCUGCUGAUGCAGAAGAUGGUAUAUCUAGCGAGAAGAUGAAAGCCAGGAAAAGGGAAAUUGAAAGGUCUUCAAAGGCAUUUCUGGCAAAGAUAGGCGUGAGUCCCUCCAAGCGACGAGUUUGCGAAAAUACAUCAUUCAGAGCAUCCGAACACUGGAAAAAGAUAAAACAAGGAUCGUCAGUUUAGGGGCAAUGCAUAUUGUUUUCCAUCUUCGUCUUGUAUUCCGAUGCAAAACAUGACCAUACUCUUCGUAGUCGAUUCUGUGUGUCACAAUACAAAAUGCUACGAAAUCUUUCGACAAUGGAUCUGUUUUUUUAAACUGCACUGAAAUUAUUUUUAUAAUUAAACUUAAAUUUUCCCCUUUGCCUA
Malaya genurostris is the source of this 1444-nucleotide messenger RNA. RefSeq lists its product as uncharacterized. NCBI's taxonomy places the organism in Eukaryota, Metazoa, Arthropoda, Insecta, Diptera, Culicidae. The coding region runs from base 128 to 1261 and encodes 377 amino acids. The record is from RefSeq and is a predicted model, not a curated record. Gene Ontology annotation, molecular function: nucleic acid binding. The transcript has 2 exons.